GAAGACUUCCGGGGCGGGCCGGGGGUGGGGUGCGGAGCAACGCGGGCUGGCGGCGCGGGGUGUCCGGGCUCCUCCGGCUGAAUCCCGCUCCCGGGGAUUUCCCCCUCCCCCCGCACCCCCCAUUCCUGCUCGAGUUCUCCCAGUGCUUUCUUCAUUGAAGAACUGCACUCACCCAGCGCCUGAGCGGGGACCGUUGCCUGUACUCCCGGCGUCUCCCCCCAGACAACAUGAGGCUCCUUACUGUCCUUCCCUUCGCCACUGUUGAUGCCUCCCAGGAAGAAAGGCAAACGCCAACCCCGGAAAGCGCAGCUGGCCUUUCGAGAGGGGCCCCUGGAGGGACCCAAGCAUCCCUACGGAUCUCCGCAGGCGGCGGCAGCCCUCCCGCGCUGUGCUCCCGUCAAACCCCUGGACCACAGGACCGUCACUUCUUGGGUGUCUCCUCAGUUUGAGAAUACAGGAGGCUGGUUGCCACUCUACCAAAAGCAACAUCAGGUGCCUUACAAUCUUCGGAAUCUGGCAAAAGGUUCAAGUCGAAAAGCGACCAAGCAUAGGUUUCCACCUCUGUCCUUUGAGAGUUCAGUGGCUUCUUCCAGUGAAACUGCUUCGGACAAUCUCUUAGUUAUGGAAUGCCCUAUGCAGUGUCCAAAGGAUACUUUCAGAAGGCCCUUGAUCCCUAUAUUCAGUCCUCAAAGCUGUGGAGAAUUGUCCUCUCAUGACUUUCAAAAUUCAGAUUACAUGGUUAUCCCACCUGAUAUCCAGACCCCAGAACAGUCCCCUGUGAAGGACAGUGGGCAUAUUCCCACAGACCAUAGGCAGCAUGUGAAAAGAAGCUGCCCCCUCCUAACGGAUCCUCCCAAGAGUCCAGACCCUGGACCUGUGCUGGUUGCAGACACACCAGAGGAAAAAUAUGGGCUGAAGGUAACUUGGAGACGGCGACACCAACUUCUUUGUUAUCUCAGGGAGAAGGGGAAAUUGAACAUGAGCCAAUGUCUUGUGAAGAUAUGAGUGGAACCUUGAAACACCGAUGGUCUCUUUUUACCAAUAACUUGGAUCCAGAAGAGCAGAAAUUUACAUUGCCCCACAGAUGCUUUUUAAUAGUGCUGCUGAGUCUAGUUUUUGGCCUUUGAAGAGUUCAAAUCAACAGUCUCAGAUAUCAUUAGGAUCUUUGUGGUCCUUCUUGUUAAUUAACAUAAGCCCCAGAAUCCUCAUGUGAACUAAAGCUAAAUGUUUUGGUAUUGCGGUUAGUGGCAUAGCAUACACUGAUCUUUUUUUUUCUUCUUCCAUUUAUCUAGUUUAAAGGUAAUUCAUAGUAGUUAGAGGGAAAAUGGUCACAUGAUAUUUUCAACAAAUUGCAAAUAAGGCCUUAAGGGUGGAAGAUAGCUUUUAGAAAAUAUUAAAAACGUUUACAAAUAAAUGCUGAAAACUAUCA
Molecule: messenger RNA, 1429 nt
Organism: Sarcophilus harrisii (Tasmanian devil)
Lineage: Eukaryota; Metazoa; Chordata; Mammalia; Dasyuromorphia; Dasyuridae
Gene: RHNO1
Product: RAD9-HUS1-RAD1 interacting nuclear orphan 1
Exons: 3
Coding region: 265-1005 (246 amino acids)
Biological process (GO): DNA damage checkpoint signaling; recombinational repair; cellular response to ionizing radiation
Cellular component (GO): chromosome; nucleus
Source: RefSeq, a predicted model, not a curated record